Blepharisma stoltei is the source of this 561-nucleotide messenger RNA. NCBI's taxonomy places the organism in Eukaryota, Ciliophora, Heterotrichea, Heterotrichida, Blepharismidae. The record is from the annotation of a GenBank genome assembly.
AUGGUGAAAAGCGACCCUACACUCGCAAUGCACAUCAGAGAGUAUAUCAUUGCUGGCCGAAGACUUCCUUCUGAAAAAGACGAAAAUCCUACCAUCUAUAGGAUGAGAAUCUUUGCAAGUGAUGAAGUCAAAGCCAAAUCAAGAUUUUGGUAUUUCGUAAAGAGAAUGAACAAAAUCAAGCCAUCUCACGGUGAAAUCGUUUCUGUCAAAGAAAUCAAAGAAAAAAGAACUCUGCAUGCCAAAACCUAUGGUAUUACUUUGAGAUACGAAACUAGGACUGGAGUCACUAACAUGUACAAAGAAUACAGAGAAACUUCACUAUGUGGUGCAAUUGGCAGACUUUAUAUGGAUAUGGCAGGCCGCCAUAGAGCAAGACCUGAAACAAUCCAUAUUGUCCACACCAAAGUGUUGCACACCUAUGAUCAAGUUAAGCGUUCAACAACAGGACAAUUUUAUAACUCAAAAAUCAGAUUCCCACUAUUGCACGAAACUGUGAGAGCACCUUCUAAAGCCCUGAGAUCAACUUUUGUCGCUGCAAGACCUCUUACUCGUAGUCACUAA